GAGCCAGCCGAGCACCGCGGGCUGGGGCGCAGCCACCCGCUGCUCCUCACGCCCCCUCGCCUCUUUCCCCUCGCGCCCCCCGGCAGUCUCCAGCGUCCGUCCCCAGGCAGCAUGGUGAGGUUUGCUGCCGGGCCCUCGCCACCAUGUACGUGAGCUACCUCCUGGAUAAGGACAUGAGCAUGUACCCCAGCUCCGUGCGCCACUCUGGCGGCCUCAACCUGGCCCCGCAGAACUUCGUCAGUCCCCCGCAGUACCCGGACUACGGCGGCUAUCAUGUGGCGGCUGCGGCGGCCGCAGCCGCGAACUUGGAGAGCGCGCAGUCCCCGGGGCCGUCCUGGCCCGCCGCGUACGGCGCUCCGCUCCGAGAGGACUGGAACGGCUACGCGCCGGGGGGUGCGGCAGCCAACGCCGUGGCGCACGGCCUCAACGGGGGCUCUCCGGCCGCAGCCAUGGGCUACAGCAGCCCCGCCGACUACCACCCGCACCACCACCCGCACCACCACCCGCACCACCCGGCCGCCGCGCCUUCCUGUGCCUCGGGGUUGCUGCAGACGCUGAACCCCGGCCCUCCUGGGCCCGCUGCCACCGCCGCCGCCGAGCAGCUGUCCCCCGGCGGCCAGCGGCGGAACCUGUGCGAGUGGAUGCGGAAGCCCGCGCAGCCGUCCCUCGGAAGCCAAGUGAAAACCAGGACGAAAGACAAAUACCGAGUUGUGUACACGGACCACCAGCGGCUGGAGCUGGAGAAGGAAUUUCACUAUAGUCGCUACAUCACUAUCCGGAGGAAGGCGGAGCUGGCCGCCACGCUGGGGCUCUCCGAGAGGCAGGUUAAAAUUUGGUUUCAGAACCGCAGAGCGAAGGAAAGGAAAAUCAACAAGAAGAAGUUGCAGCAGCAGCAGCAGCAGCAGCAGCAGCAGCAACAGCAGCCGCCGCCGCCUGCGCCACAACCUGCCCAGCCACAGCCAGGUCCUCUGAGAAGUGUCCCGGAGCCCCUGAGUCCUGUGUCUUCCCUGCAAGGCUCAGUGCCUGGCUCUGUCCCGGGGGUUCUGGGACCAACUGGGGGGGUGUUAAACCCCACUGUCACCCAGUGACCUACAGUGGCCUGCAGCAGCAGAGCAAUUCCAGGCUGAGCCAUGAGGAGCAUGGACUCUGCUAGAAUCUUCAGGAGAAACCGCUCCCCUCCCACCCACAAAUGUACACCAACUUACCUAGCUCUCAGAGAAAAAAUGGGGGCCGGGAUAAAGACAAGUGGGGUUGGAGGCCUCAAGGAAGACAUUCUCCCAGAUUUUGACUUUUUCUGGUCUGACUCUUUCUGCCUAUGAGGAGAUGGGAAAUGACCGGGGCUUUGGUACUGGCAGAAGCAUUGCCUAGACUGACUAAACACACCAGGCGUUCAGCCCCCUCCUCUCUAGCUCUUUGCCUCCAAAAUCUGCAGGAUGCAUCUCCGGUUGGAGCUGAGGGGAGAGGGACUCAAGGGAACGCCAGUCCUUGGAGCCAAGAUGGCUACUGCCCACUCACUGCGUCGAAGGACCAGCUGGCUCCUCCUGCCUCAAGGGCAGGCAAGAUUUAAACUGCAGAAGCCAGAGGCAGCUAAGAUAGAAAUCUGGACUGGCCAAGGACUGCAGAACCCCCAGAUCUUUGUCUUUCUUCUCUUCCCUUCCCAGACCAGGAAAGGCUUGGCUGGUGUAUGUGCCCUGUAUGGUGUGAGGGGGGUGGUUAUUGGAUUCCAGGCCUGACAAGGGGGCCCGGGACAGGGCCUUGUUUAGAAAGCCUGUCACCAGUGCUUCUCUGGGCUGAAUGUAUGUCAGUGCUAUAAAUGCCAGAGCCAACCUGGACUUCCUGUCAUUUUCUCAAUCUUGGGGCUGAUGAAGAAGGGGAGUUUUUGUUGUUGUUGUUGCUGCUGUUUGGGUUGUUGGUCUGUGUAACAUCCAAGCCAGCAUUUAAAAAGCCUCUGGAUCCAUGGGGAGAGAAGUGGUAUGGUGAAGGGAAGUGGGGAGUAUUUGAACAUAGCUGAAUUUUUUCUAAAAAGAAAAAAAAGAGACAAAUGAGCUUUCCAGAUUUCAGAUUCUGUAUUUAUUGUCUUCAGAUUUUGUCUGGAAUCAUUUUUUUUAAGAAAUGAACUAUCUUCUCUACUUGCAAGCUAGAAUUAAAAAAAUCAGGGAGGGGACGAAGAAGGUUAUCUAGACAACCUCAUUUUACCCCAGAGCGUCAGAAGCCUGAGGGAGCAGGUUCUGAGACCUUCCCUGCCCCCAAGCCUGAGCCCAGCCUUGGACUGUGGAAUGUGUGGUUCUCCUGGGGGUGCCUUUGGGCAAAAUGCACAUCUGAAUGGUCAGCUGCUUCCCAGCUGCCGGGGGAAUUAUGGGGGGUGAGGGUGAGAGAGCCCCCUCACAGCAUCUCCUCAAAUCCACACUGAGGAGAUUGCAAACUUUCCCUUCAGCAGUGAUUCCCUCCUCCCUAGGGAUGCCCCACAAUCCAGCGAGUUAAACAUAAGCAUUAAGUAAAAAUAUUUUAUUUUCUGUUUUCUCAAGGCCACAGUUCCAUGAACGUAGUCUUCUAUAAAUCGCUGGGCGUUUCCGUGAGCCCUUUCUGCUUCCACCCUUUGCCCUGUCCCUCGCCCUUUCCUUGUCCCAUCCCCUCCCGCCCACCUACCCCCACAGACAAGAAUUCAAGGGCCAGUACAGGGAGAUCCUUUUAGUGAUGGUUGCUUGUUGUCUGGCUGAUCCGCUGGGGACCGGGCUGCUGCCCUUGAGGUUUUUGGUCCUGGAAGCCGCCGAGGUGGACGCUGUCGUCAGGGCUCAAGGAGAGAGGGCUUUGCCCUCCAUUUCCGUCUCCCCACAAGCGCCUUUGAGCCCUAAUCAGCGCCUCAGCAGAGCGAGGAGGUGCCCCGAGGGCUGCGGAGGAUGAGCGAAGCUGCGAGGCACAAACGCCGCCUGCAGCCUCUCCCGGAUUCCGCGGCCUUCCGCGUGGCGCGUCACGCCGGGGCUUGAGACAGGGGCCCUGAUGCUGCGCCCCGGGCGCCCGGCCUCUGCGCUGGAGGGAGAGGGCCCGGCCCGCCUCUCGCGGCCGGAGGCUGCCCCCGAGGGGAAGCCGUGUUGGGUCCGCUGAGGAGCGGGUCCCGAUUCACGACUGCUGUGAUCCCUCUGUCCCCUUUGGGGUGUCCGGGCGCCGGGAGGGGAGCGCGCACCCCGCGCCCGGCCGCGCCCACCGGCCCGCCCCCAGCUGCUGCCGCGGUUGCUAUGCGUUGCUGUGAAACGCCUGUCAAUAAACCCUGUUUGGACAGUGGAGCGAGAGCACAAGGGUUGUUUGCUUAGUGGUUAGAGGUUCAAAAGUCGGCAUUGUCCUGCUGCAAGCGAUUACAAGUCCUUCCCCUUCCCGGGGCUAGGCCCCCUGCACUGCCGCCCGCCGCGGGCCCGCGCGCGCGCGCGCGCAUCGGGGGCGAGGAGGGGCGGUGGGCUUACCUCUGAAAUGCAAGGACACGGACCUGGGCUGCGAGCUGCCGGGCGAUCUCCCAGGCCACGGAAACGACAAGAAAUGAGGGCCCUCGCCGGCAAGUGAGGCCACCGCACUGCCCACGCCAAGACACCACCCCUGGAGCAAGCCUGAGGGGACACGGGGACAUGGCGCGAGUGGGCAGCGCAGCCUGAGGAGGCUUGGGAGGUCGGCGCCGGGACGCCCGGGUUGAUUUUUGACAGGAUGACUUCGGGGCUCCGAGCGGUCCCCUCGCUGGGCGCUUGGUGUGGGUCCCCGGCAAUCACUCGGCCCUUCCGGCGCCCAGUCCUUGGUUCGGCCGCCAGGGGGCGCGCGCGCUCUGGGAAGAGCUGGGGCAAGGGCACGCGCUCCUCGUUACCGCUGGGGCCGACCGGGAAGGGGACAUAGUUCUCACCCAGCUGGAAGGCUGCAAGCUCCAGCCUCUCCCACCCCGGCUGCUCCCAAAAUGGGACAGGGCGAAAUUUCCCCACCAGGACCAUGGGCCUGUUGAGACUAAGUUCAAAGUAAGGCGCAGGAGAUUCUUGGAUCUGUCGAACGUUUAAGAAAAACAAAUUUGGGGGAGGGGAGCUAUCCACCAUUCUAAAAGGGUGUUUUUGCACAAGAUGUUUCUUCUAAACAAUUACAGAACUAUGGUGGCCGGCUCGGUGGCGCAGCGGUCAAGUUCCCACGUUCCGCUUCGGCGGCCCUGCGUUUGCGCGUUCGGAACCUAGGCGCGGCCAUUCUCACCGCUCAUCAAGCCAUGCCAAGGUGGCAUCCCAUAAAGAAGAACUGCAACUCUACAACUAUGAUACACAACUAUGUACUGAGGCUUUGGGGAUAAAAAAAAAAAAGAGGAAGAUUGGCAACAGAUGUUAGUGCAGGGUCAAUCUUCCUCAAAAAAAAAAUUACAGUAAUAUGGGUGCAAUAUUAAUGUAUGGAAAGACUGAGAACUUAGGACAAAUAUGGGGAAAAAAUGUACCAGUAUUGUGGAACUCAUGUCGAAAAAGGUAUAUGUGGAGGAAAAACAGCCUGUUUUUUUUUUCCAUAAGCAAUUCAUGGCUUGAUUAUGCUCAUCCAAUAAAAUUAACAAGAUGGACUGCUAAUGAAAGCAACGAAAGUUUCAACGAGUUUCACUUCUUUCUGAUAAUGUCUAAGAAGAUGCCCUCAUAGUCAAGAAAACUAAUCUUAAGCAGACAUC
This is a messenger RNA of Diceros bicornis minor, 4663 nucleotides long. It is a transcript of the gene CDX2, whose product is annotated as caudal type homeobox 2. The transcript has 3 exons. Lineage: Eukaryota; Metazoa; Chordata; Mammalia; Perissodactyla; Rhinocerotidae. Gene Ontology annotation, molecular function: RNA polymerase II transcription regulatory region sequence-specific DNA binding; DNA-binding transcription factor activity, RNA polymerase II-specific. Gene Ontology annotation, cellular component: nucleus. The coding region runs from base 144 to 1088 and encodes 314 amino acids. The record is from RefSeq and is a predicted model, not a curated record. Gene Ontology annotation, biological process: animal organ morphogenesis; anterior/posterior axis specification; embryo development.